Molecule: messenger RNA, 2443 nt
Organism: Biomphalaria glabrata
Lineage: Eukaryota; Metazoa; Mollusca; Gastropoda; Planorbidae
Product: ecdysone-induced protein 78C-like
Exons: 8
Coding region: 30-1601 (523 amino acids)
Biological process (GO): regulation of DNA-templated transcription
Molecular function (GO): nuclear receptor activity; sequence-specific DNA binding; zinc ion binding
Source: RefSeq, a predicted model, not a curated record
GUCUCUGUACUCUGGGGCGCUAGGACACCAUGGACUCAAAUGGCCCUGGCUCCAGCACUCCUUGUGGCCAGGGUCCCUCCUUCAACAUUCUGUCGUCUGCAGUUUCCUCCUCCUCCUCUCUGCGCAGCUCAAUGACUUCGGCCAAUAUGUCGGCAGGAAGCUCAGGCAGCUCCUUAGUGGCUCAUGAAAACCCUAGGAGAGUGACCUACAUGGCUGCAGAAUGUUCUGGAUACAAUUUACCAACAGAGAGGCCAUCAGGCAGCGGCUGUGCUUCAAUGCUUGCGUCACAGGUUGGUCAGACUGUGCCGAGUGAGGAGGAUCAGAGUGUAGGUGUUUAUGGCUUGCCAUCGUCCACAACAUCACCUGACCAAAUUUCACAUGCUCCAGUCAGAGAAGCAUCCAGUCCAAGCGAAAGACCAUCAACUACUCAGGGACAUAGCAGCAAAGAUCAUUUUGAUGAUGACAAAAUUCAACAAGCUGCGGACUCCAACAGUUCUAAGCAGCCGUUUGUUCCAUGCAAGGUGUGUGGAGAUAAGGCUUCGGGUUAUCAUUAUGGAGUGACAUCUUGUGAGGGAUGCAAAGGUUUCUUUCGACGCAGCAUACAGAAACAAAUUGAAUAUCGCUGUCUCAGAGAAGGCAAAUGUAUGGUCAUACGCCUGAAUAGAAAUCGUUGUCAGUAUUGUCGGUUUAAAAAAUGCUUGGCAGUCGGCAUGUCGAGGGACUCUGUUCGCUAUGGGCGUGUACCCAAGAGGUCAAAAGGUCAAGAGGAACAGAGCGUCAGCUCCAGCGACUCUAGUCAAGACCAGUCAGCUCUGGAAAGUAAACAGCUGGCCAUCUAUGAUGUGAUUCUCAGUAUUUCUCAGGCCCACCACGCUCACUGCGCCAUCACUGAAGAUAAAAGUAAAAAUAUUGUGAAACGUCACGCUACGCUGAUGACAAAAAUUCAGUUACCAACAGGGAGGCUGCAGUUUACAAAUGAAGAAAUAGAGAUGCAUCGUUUACUAAUGUGGCAGCAAUUAGCAGCACUAGUCACACCCUCCAUACACAGUGUUGUGGAGUUUUCAAAGCGGGUUCCUAAUUUUCCUGAUCUUUCUCAAGAUGAUCAACUUAUUUUGAUAAAGACAGGCUUUUUUGAAAUUUGGUUGGCAAGAAUGUCUCGUAUGAUACUAAAAGAUGAGGAUAUCAUUGUGUUUGAAGAUGGCAGUUGUAUAGCAAGACAAGAACUGGCUGUGGUGUAUUCACCUGACUUUGUCACCCUACUUUUUGAAGUGGCCAGUGGAUUUAAUUUGCUGAAUUUAAAUGAUACUGAAAUUGGCUUAUUUACAGGCAUAGUCUUAGCAACAUCAGAUCGUCAGGGACUAUCAGAUUCACAAUCUGUAGAACGGAUACAGGACAGACUGGUUGAAGCCCUGAAGCUUCAAGUGAGCCGCAACCACUCCACCGAAGAAAAUCUCUUCCCUUCAAUAAUUAUGAAACUGCCUGAACUCCGGACUCUAGGAUCGCAGCAUAAUGACCUGCUCAGGUGGUACCGUAUGCAGUGGCACCGCAGCAAUGUGCCACAGUUAUUUGCUGAGAUUUACGAUAUUCCUAUGAAAGUUUGAGUCCAGUAUUUGGUCAGAGUUAUGCGUUUUUAUCAAAUUGACAUGUAAGAGUAUUAGAUUGAAGGUUGUUUUUUUUUUUUUUAGAGAAAUAUUUUUUACUGAAUGAUGUUUUUCUUUUUUCUUUUCUUAAUGUGAUGAUAUUAGCCUAGAUAAUAGGCAUGUGGAAAAGUUAUCCUUUAUAUCAUGGUUUUUCGCUAGUUUGAGUAACUGGUCUGAAUCAUUUUGAACAUUGAUGCCAGCUUAUAGCCCAUGAGUCAAAAGCAGCUCCUUGAAACUUCUCACAGGACAUAGGGGCAGGGCCGGUCUUAGGCCACUGCAACCUAUGCGGUCGCAGUGGGCCCCGCGCUAAUUUUAUGUGUAAUUAUUAAUUGCAAAAUAUAUAAGAAAAAUUCCUGGAAAUAACCUGCACUUAUUAAAAUUUCCUGAAAACUCAUUAAAAAAUAGACAAAAUUAUCAUUUGUGUGUGUCAUUCAUUAUGGAAAACGCCAUUCCUACACGCGAUUAAAAAAAAAGGCAGUGUCAGCUUUCGUGCGAUAAAAUGUAAUAAUCGGACGAAUUUUCCUCAUAACAGAAAGUUCCAAUACUGUAUUUACUUUUAUAGUCACUGGAAUAUAAAUAUACCAUAGGUUGCAAGAUUGGUAAAGUAAAAUUAACUUGAUCGCAAUUUUUUACUUAGAAAAGAAUGAAUAAAAUGCAAAGCCGAAUUUAUUUUCUAAUACAAAAUCUUAAUUUUCAUUUAUUAUCCUUAUUCCCACCCUGACUAGGCCCAGCACAAUUAGAUUUGCAUAGGGCCCCGUAAUCGCUAGGACCGGCCCUGCAUAGGGGAGAUCUAUAUGGCGCCC